ACUGUUUUAAUUUUUGCUUUGCUGCAAACACUAUUAACACAUGCGGUUCAUGUUAUGAUAAGUUCUUCUGAAUGUAAAUGAUCGAUUAAUCAGCAUGCUAAAAGCUAGCAAACUCUAGCUUAUAACACUUAUGUGACAUAGAAACAAAAAUAAUAUCGGAAUAAUAACUGAGCAUACUCAUCUAAGAUCUGAUCAUGGGAAACACCAGCGAUCGAGUGUCUGCUGAUAGACAUGGAGCCAAGACGCAUCGCUCAGACAGCGGAGGUCAUAAAGACCUGGAGCCCGGCAAAAUGAUGGACAGCACGGACGACCCCAAUAUUUUCAACACACGUGGACCAGAAUCUAAAGCGGCGAGUGAGAAGGACUUCGCUCCAGAUCUAGAGGACAUGGUGAAGACGAGUCCACAGGCUCGACCCACGGUGAUCCGCUGGGCCGGAGGAGGCAAGGAGGUCUGCAUCACCGGCUCCUUCAACAACUGGAGCAGCAAGAUCCCCAUGAAUAAAAGCCAUAAUGAUUUUGUAGCAAUCUUGGACCUGCCCGAGGGUGAACAUCAGUACAAAUUCUUUGUUGAUGGCCAGUGGCUUCAUGACCCCUCUGAGCCGGUUGUCACCAGUCAGAUGGGCACCAUUAACAAUCUGAUCCAUGUGAAGAAAUCAGAUUUUGAGGUGUUUGAUGCACUGCAGGUGGACUCUCUGGAGUGCUCUGAUACAUCAGAUCUGUCCAGCUCUCCUCCUGGGCCGUACGGACAGGAAGUGUACAUGUUCAAACCUGAGGAACGCUUCAAAGCACCGCCCAUCCUGCCUCCUCACCUCCUACAAGUCAUACUCAACAAAGACACCAACAUUUCAUGUGAUCCUGCCCUGCUGCCAGAACCCAACCAUGUGAUGCUCAAUCAUCUGUAUGCGCUCUCCAUCAAGGAUGGUGUGAUGGUUCUCAGCGCAACUCAUCGUUAUAAGAAGAAAUAUGUGACAUCUCUUCUGUACAAGCCAAUCUAAUGAGCUGUGAAUGACGCAUGAUCUGCUGUCCUCAUCCUCUCUAGUCCAGAUUGCACUAUAAACCCGCGAUAUGUAUCUGUCCGCUUGAGACUUCAUCUGCAGUGUGUGUGUGUGUGUCCGUGUGUGUGUCCUGUCAUCACACAUUCACACAAGGACAUCUAAACUUCCUGUUUCCGUCUUAGCUGAAGCAUUUUGCGAUUACAAUCUUGAGGGCCAGAGUUUUAUCUGUCCAAAGCAUUUAAAAAAUGUUGUCGAAGAGGAUUCAUAUAUUUGAAUCCUGCUACAGACACAAGGAGUUCACAAAUAAAAGUGAGUUCAAUUUUAGAGUUUAACCAGAUGAACAUUUGAACGAAUCAAUGUAUGCUUUAGAAGUGUAAUACUUCUUUUUAGAAACCGAGGUAAAGACAUGGAUGUGUAUGUGUCUAUUUUCAGAAUGAAAGGAAGUUUGAGCCAAACACACUGGCAUUUAGUAUUUUCCUUCCUAACAGAAAAAAUCACUUCAAUACUUUCACGUUGGCACUGAGGUGCUUUUAGCAGAGUUGCGUUGUGACUUAAUCAAAAGGAAAUUUUAAGCGAUUUACAACAGCAUCAGAGUGGCGCAGAUAGAUCUUGAACUGUGUGUGUUUUCUGGAGUUUUACUGCAUGUGAUUUGAAUUUCAACGUGAUGCUGUCAGACGAGCACUUUAGCGGUUUCACUGUGACAGACAAACACAUUCUCUUUAUGUUAUCAAGCAGGAAUGUAUUUUUGCGUCUGUCAAAAACAUUAUUUAUGCUAAACACUGUAUUGGCCAAACACAUGUGUACUGGACUCUUCAGCUUAACGGUUUUGUUCCAGUGGCGUUCGGGACAGAUUUUUCAGGUCAGUCUAGUUCUACAACAUCAGUGUCUGGACAGAAAAACUGUAAUUCUCUCGAAUGUUGUUUCAGGUGUAACCUAAAGAUUCAUUUUCACUGGAAUCCCCGGAAUAGACCUGUUAAUCUCCAUCCACAUAUGUUUGGCCAUAAUAUGUAUGAUGUUUGUGUUAAAUAUUUGCGGUGUGAAAUGUUUGGUUUUGUUGCUUUUACCAUCUCUGGUCAUCAAUAUUAAAUUGCAAAAACAGAAA
Molecule: messenger RNA, 2097 nt
Organism: Carassius auratus (goldfish)
Lineage: Eukaryota; Metazoa; Chordata; Actinopteri; Cypriniformes; Cyprinidae
Gene: prkab2
Product: protein kinase, AMP-activated, beta 2 non-catalytic subunit
Exons: 8
Coding region: 195-995 (266 amino acids)
Biological process (GO): signal transduction
Cellular component (GO): nucleus; nucleotide-activated protein kinase complex; cytoplasm
Molecular function (GO): protein kinase binding
Source: RefSeq, a predicted model, not a curated record